This is a messenger RNA of Aspergillus tanneri, 744 nucleotides long. RefSeq lists its product as uncharacterized. Gene Ontology annotation, biological process: fungal-type cell wall polysaccharide metabolic process. The record is from RefSeq and is a predicted model, not a curated record. The coding region runs from base 1 to 744 and encodes 247 amino acids. Gene Ontology annotation, cellular component: fungal-type cell wall. The transcript has a single exon. Lineage: Eukaryota; Fungi; Ascomycota; Eurotiomycetes; Eurotiales; Aspergillaceae.
AUGGUUAUCAGAAAGCGCUGUCUCCUCUGGGACUGGACAAACACCAAGAACUGUCCUCAGAUGAUAGACAAGGUCGAUUUUAAGGGCCCCUUCCACUCAGUAUCCAACUGGAACACUUGGUAUCCAACCGAACUCAAGCAUCGUGCCCCAUUCCGACCAAUGGUUCGCCUGGAAGCGCAGCUCUCCGGUCAAGACUGGCAAAAUAUCCUCAAUUCCAACGAAACCGUCAUCCACUACUUCAACGAACCCGAGCGCGCUGGCAUCUCCGCGCAGCACGCUGCUGAUCUGUGGCAUAAACAGAUGGUCCCUCUCCGUCGGACCAAGGGCAAAAAGCUCGUCAGCCCCAGUUGCUCAAAUGAUGAGGCCGGUCAAGCCUGGAUCGCUGACUUUAUGCACCGUGUGAAGGACAAUGGACCCGAUUAUUUGGGCCUCCAUUACUAUGGCACGAAAGGCAGCGAGGCAAUUGCCUUCAUUCAGUCGAUGCACAAGAAGUUCCCAAAGCAGAAAGUUAUCAUAAGUGAGAUUGCUUGCAUCUCCCGCAACUAUAAAGAGGUGUUGGACUUCACGGUUCAUGUGACGAAUUGGUUGGACCAGCAGGAUUGGGUGGCUGAAUAUGCCUGGUUUGGCUGUAUGCAGCACCCUGCAGAUGGUUUCGUCAGUCCGCAAGCACAAUUGAUGAAUCCAGAUGGAAGUUUCAAGGAGUUGAUGAAGAAGCUCAUGACGGAGCAGCCAAUGAAGUCGUAG